This is a messenger RNA of Colletotrichum costaricense, 1554 nucleotides long. RefSeq lists its product as uncharacterized. Bases 1 to 1554 code for a protein of 517 amino acids. NCBI's taxonomy places the organism in Eukaryota, Fungi, Ascomycota, Sordariomycetes, Glomerellales, Glomerellaceae. The transcript is spliced from 2 exons. The record is from RefSeq and is a predicted model, not a curated record.
AUGUCCUCAGACCGGCCCAUGGACGCGCCUACGCCGGAAGAGGGGGCACAACGCCGCUAUUUCAUUUCACGGACAGAUUUCGAGACAUCCGACAACACACACAUCUUCCAACGCGACGCCCUGGAGAAAGUUAUCGACGAUGGCGUUCUUGACCUCACAGAUACCGAGGGAAACACUCACAAGUACACCGUCGUCAAGCCUCUCGGAGCCGACGACGACGACGAUCAAGAAGAUGACACACAAGAUGGAGACGGCGAUGGGGGCAGUGACCAUGGCGAUGAUCCUGAACAACCGGACCCUAGUCUAGAGUGUCCUGCCUUUGCUGGGAUGAAGAGGUCUAGCGUCUUAAGUGCACUGAAGAAGUGGAGGUUUGCGCUUUUUGGCCUGACUAGACCUCUCCCGCUUCUCGCACGACACCAUACUUGGAAUCUGGAGCAGAACAAACAUCUUCUCGAUGGCGAAGGCAAGGUGGCCUUCCCUCAUCCUGGCAUUGAGGAUGAGGGGUUGACCGUUGUAGACACCAAGGGCGACAGGUUUUUUGUCCCGCUGAUUCUACACCAUCGGAGUCAAGCGUGGGAUGAUGGCUUACGUGCCAAAGCCAUCAUGGACAUCAUUGAAGCAUUAUUUCGUGAUACGGUCACUCUCUCAAUUCCUGAAGACCUCAGCCCAGUCGCGAAGAGGAGGAUUCGAAGACUACAAAAGCACAAGGCCUGGCAGAAACGAAAUCGAGGUCCUCCACUUACACAGAAUCAGUCGGGACUAGAUAACUCGGCGACCGAACAGGAUCGGCAGAAGAGGUCUGCAAGCGAGAUGAACGAGGAAUUCUGGAAGGCCGUUGAGGAGGUUCGAUCUGGUGCCCUGACCGUUCGCCAGGCUGUAUCCAAGUAUGAAACCGUGUCGCUGGGUUAUCUGACUCCCUUCGCUGUACGUCCUGAUGCGGAGGACCUGCACCGACGUCGACUUUUGGCUUUUGAAGACAUCAAGUCUGGUUUCUCGGUCUUCAAGGCGUACAAGCGCAACCGCCUGUCAGCCAAAGAUCUCGACUGGUUCAGACGAAGAGAGCUUGCACAUGACCCCGACUUGGAACUUCGCAACAUAGGAGCUGCUAUCGCCGCCGUCCUGACUGAGAAUAUGUCGCCCGUCGAUGCCGCAAAGAAAUACAAGAUCAAGCAUAAAGUCCUACGGCGACAAAUCCAUCCCUUGAAGGUUUGGAAACACGAAGUCGAGCAGGUUCGCCGAGCGAAGGCGGCCGCGGCAGAUGUUGAUAAGGGAGUGAUGUCCCUCAAGGAGGCGGAGGAGGUAUACAAGAUGCGGAAAGCCACCAUCGCAAUAUACCUCGCACAACCGAGAACCGCAGGAGAUAUGCAAGCGAAGAAGGAAGAACGCCAAAAGCGAAUCAAGCUAGCAGCCGCCGAUUGCGAAGCCGGCAAUCUAUCGAUUAAAGAGGCUAUAGAGAAGUACAACGUGAAGCGUGAGGACAUCUGGGCUCAGAGCUCAAUACCCCAAUGGCGUAGGCCAAAGCCAGAGUCGGAGAGUGGUCCAUCGAACCAGUAA